UCGGACCCCGGUGCGAGUAGUACGGGCGAAACAAAGUACAGACGCGGAUCCUUGAACGGAACAGUUGUCGAUAUCGUCCUUAGCUGGGCUUCCUAUCAGCGAGCACAACGAGACGGAAGAGAGACGGAAGAGGGUUACAACCAAAGGGUAUUUCUAUUUCAUGGUUACAGACGCCCUUAUCCGUACGGACAGUUACAAGCGCAGACACUUGCAAACGCUGACGACGCCGUGGCCCGCAACGAACAUCACCGACAUCAUUGUCACGAAAUGGAGGGCCAUGCUCAUUCUUUGAGACUACCGGUGCCAACUCCAAGGCGCCCCAUGCACCAGAGGACAGCCUCAAGCUCGUCAGAAGCCUCGCAGGGGUCCCACACCUCACACCAGUCGCACGGUUCAGAGGACCAGUUCGUCCUGUCUCCAGCUCAGACACCUGCAAACGAGAACGCUCCGGCUCGGGUCAUGAUCCCGCGGUUUGCAACAGAUCCCGCAGCAACGAGGAACGGCCUCCUUCUGGGUAAAGUCGAAGUUAAUUCCCGCGUUCAAGCCUCGGGGAAUUACCCAACAUCACCAACCCGUUUGAGAGUUGGUCCGAGCAAGAACAUUAAACCGGUUGUCAUUGAACUGCCUGAAGGGCCGAGGGCUGACGACGCUACCUCUCCUGCGUCCGCCGCAUCUGUUCACAUCCCUCCACCUCCCCUAUCAGCGAGAGGCGAUGUCCCUGGAGGGUACUUUCCGCUGCACGAAGACCCCGACUCCCGAGUCCAUAUCCCCCACCCAUUCCAUCUCGAAGCCGACAUGGCUCACCGAAGCUCUGUGCGACGGACCGCCGAGUCUAGCAAGUCUGGCGCAGAGCCCCGCUCGUCCUCACCUCCGCGUGCUUCCCGCCCGGCGCGUGCUCCCCCGAGCAAGCAAACAAAUGCAGCAGCAUCCCUCGACGCCCGGAUCUCUUCGUACAUGCCCAGCGGCCUCUAUGACGACGUCGCCCUGCCCAUGGGGAAGUACUAUCCUUCCAACUGGGAAACCCGGCAUGGAAAGCCAUCGCAGGCUCGGCCGUCGGCCAUGGCGCAGCCCGCCCCGUCCAGCAUGAGGUCCGAGCCGCAGGUCCCCAAGUUCCAGGGCGACCAAUUGGGCCCCCAGCGGUCUGUGACCGACGUAAAGAGACGGCUGCUGCAGUACCAACGGGAUAUGGUAGCGCAGGCUGCCAACGCGCUCAUCGCCAGCACCGGCUCCGCGGGUUCGUCGUACCCGAGCGGAGUGCCGCCGCCAAAGGGCCAGCUUGCCGCCAUGUUCCUCAGAACACACAAACCGCCCUCGCCGCGGUUGGAGCCUGUUGGGAGCCCCGGGCCGGUCACGCCCAUGUCCCUUGAGGCGGACUCUUACCUGAGUCUCGGCCCGUCGUCGAUGGGCGGUGGCAUGAAUACCGGAUUCCCGGGCUUGGAGAUAAGGGACGGGAAAAGGGUGGGCCGCAAGGGGAAGCACCGCCGGAAGGACUCUCGGUCGUCGCCUCUUGAGCUGACCACCGCAUCUAUUUGAGCGUGGUCGAGGCGUGAAUGACAAGGCCGGCCGGUUAGUUUAUUUCCGUCCAUUUGAAUUAUGAUACCCACAAAUAGACGGCGAGGGGAUGAUGUUAUCACAGUACACAUGGCUGGGGCGCGGGCGUUAUCUAGUUGGUAGACACGGUUGCAGUUGUACAAUAUCUAAGUUGCCCCCUUCUCAGCUUAUUCUAGGUUGCACCUCUCACAGUACACCAACGUUCUACUCGGCAUAGCAACAGAAACCGCAAUGAGUAAAAUACACAAAACACACUGUCAAACAUAAGAUGCAGGGCCCCUGGUGAGUAUUACCAUGGAUUGUAAUACCCAACGGAUGAAGAAACCGCCGCUGUCAUUAUUCAU
Molecule: messenger RNA, 1895 nt
Organism: Chaetomium fimeti
Lineage: Eukaryota; Fungi; Ascomycota; Sordariomycetes; Sordariales; Chaetomiaceae
Exons: 4
Coding region: 268-1533 (421 amino acids)
Source: RefSeq, a predicted model, not a curated record